Carlito syrichta (Philippine tarsier) is the source of this 1966-nucleotide messenger RNA. Its product is annotated as peroxisomal multifunctional enzyme type 2. The record is from RefSeq and is a predicted model, not a curated record. Gene Ontology annotation, cellular component: peroxisome. The annotation marks the transcript as partial. NCBI's taxonomy places the organism in Eukaryota, Metazoa, Chordata, Mammalia, Primates, Tarsiidae. The transcript is spliced from 16 exons.
AUCUUGUGGAAGCCCUGAAGCCAGAAUAUGUGGCACCCCUGGUCCUUUGGCUUUGCCACGAGACUUGUAAGGAAAAUGGUAGCUUAUUUGAGGUUGGAGCAGGCUGGAUUGGAAAAUUACGCUGGGAGCGGACCCUUGGAGCCAUUGUAAGACAGAAGAAUCAACCAAUGACUCCUGAGGCAGUGAAGGUUAACUGGAAGAAGAUCUGUGACUUUGAGAAUGCCAGCAAACCUCAGAGUAUCCAAGAAUCCACUGGCGGUAUAAUUGAAGUUCUAAGUAAAAUAGAUUCAGAAGGAGGAAUUUCAACAAAUCAUACCAGUCAUGCAGCAACUACAGCAACAUCAGGAUUUGCUGGAGCUAUUGGCUAUAAGCUCCCUCCAUUUUCUUCUGCUUAUACUGAACUGGAAGCUGUUAUGUAUGCCCUUGGAGUGGGAGCAUCAAUCAAGGAUCCAAACGAUUUGAAAUUUAUUUAUGAAGGAAGUUCUGAUUUCUCCUGUUUGCCUACCUUUGGAGUUAUCCUAGGUCAGAAAUCUAUGAUGAACGGAGGAUUAGGAGAAAUUCCUGGGCUUUCGAUCAACUUUGCAAAGGUUCUUCAUGGGGAGCAAUACUUGGAGUUAUAUAAACCACUUCCCAGAGCAGGAGAAUUAAAAUGUGAAGCAGUUGUUGCUGAUGUCCUAGAUAAAGGAUCUGGUGUUGUGAUUCUUAUGGAUGUCUAUUCUUAUUCUGGGAAGGAGCUUAUAUGCUAUAAUCAGUUCUCUAUCUUUCUUGUUGGCUCUGGAGGCUUUGGUGGAAAACGGACAUCAGACAAAGCCAAGGUAGCUGUAGCCAUACCUAAUAGACCUCCUGAUGCUGUACUUACAGAUACCACCUCACUUAAUCAGGCUGCUUUGUACCGCCUUAGUGGAGACUGGAAUCCCUUACACAUUGAUCCUAACUUUGCUAACGUAGCAGGUUUUGACAAGCCCAUAUUACAUGGAUUAUGUACAUUUGGAUUUUCUGCCAGGCAUGUUUUACGGCAGUUUGCAGAUAAUGAUGUGUCAAGAUUCAAGGCAAUUAAGGUUCGUUUUGCAAAACCAGUGUAUCCAGGACAAACUCUACAAACUGAGAUGUGGAAGGAAGGAAAUAGAAUUCAUUUUCAAACCAAGGUUCAAGAAACUGGAGACAUCGUCAUUUCAAAUGCAUAUGUCGAUCUUGUGGGAACAUCUGAUAUUUCAGCUAAGACCCUCUCUGAAGGUGGGGAGCUUCAGAGUACCAUUGUAUUUGAGGAAAUAGGUCGCCGCCUUAAGGAUGUUGGGCGUGAAGUGGUGAAGAAAGUAAAUGCUAUCUUUGAGUGGCAUAUCACUAAAGGUGGAAGUGUUGCAGCUAAGUGGACUAUUGACCUGAAAAAUGAUUCUGGAAAAGUAUACCAAGGCCCUGCAAAAGGUUCUGCUGAUACAACCAUCAUACUUUCAGAUGAAGAUUUCAUGGAAGUAGUCCUGGGCAAACUUGACCCUCAGAAGGCAUUCUUCAGUGGCCGACUGAAGGCCAGAGGCAACAUCAUGCUGAGCCAGAAGCUUCAGAUGAUCCUUAAAGACUACGCCAAGCUCUGAAGGGCACACUGCACUGCUAAUAAAAAUAGAAUAAUUAAAUACUGUCUCCACCCGCAGAUAUGCUUGAUUAGUCUGCGGAAGUGAUCAAAACUAAGAUGCCAGGAAAAUUGCUUAACAUUUUCAGAUUUCAGAUACAUUUUCAGAUUUUCAUUUUCUACUAAUUUUUCAUGUCUCGUUAUUUUUACAAAUUAUAUAUAAACUAUGUCUCGUUAUUUUUACAAAUUAUAUAUAAACUAGCACAUAGUUAUUGUUCUGCUCUUAGAUCUAUAUCUUCAUAAUAAAAAAUUUCACCCAAGUCCAGUUUCUUUAGCAUUUGGGAUAGCAUUUAUAAGUUGAAAGGAAAAUUAAAUGAAUAAAAACCACUUUCAUACCUUUUA